AGCAUCAUAGGGAUUUGCGGCGCCUUCAAGCAGGCAGAAGCUUCCAGAGCUUCAGGCAUGGCUCUGCGAUUGGCACUGCGACGAUUGAGCUCUAAGCCAGUGCCUCUGGGUCUGGCAAGCGAUCAAGUGGUGUCUAUCCGGGAGUCUGCCAAAACCUUCUUUAACGAGGUCGGUAGCUUCAGCCCAGGAAAGUAUUUCGAGGAAAAAUAUUUCUGGGAGAAGGCAAACGUUGGGCCUUUCUUCCUCUUUCUCUUCUUUGUGCCCACCUUCUACCGUUCCUUCAAGGAUUUCUACUGGACGCAGCAGCUGCGCAAGCUGAACACCGAAGAGAUCAUCAGUGACCGUUAUGAGUGGCUUCGAUUGAACAUGCUGAAGGACGAAGUUGAGGCUUGUCUGCUGGCGCAGGUGCCGGAGGGAGGGAUCAAGCCCUUGGAGCUGGGCCCUUCCAAGGUGGAGUGUCACGAGGUCAUGGAGGCAUCUGCGGCCCUGGCGGGGCCCAAGAUGCCGAAGGCUCGUCGCUCGGUGCCGAUUGUCCUCGCCUUUCUGGCUUCUGCGGCGGCAGCUACCUACUGGGCACCAGUUUGGGUUGGUGGAGCUUCACGACAGCCGCGCAGGACAGACCUCGUUCAGUGCCAUUCCACGCAGCACGUCGCCCUCCCGAACCCGCAAAAUAUCGAGGCACGCCGGAACUAUCCUGAGUAUAAGUUCGAUGAGGACGGCGGCAUGUAUGACAUCAUCAAAUAUCCUUUGCUGACAGCGAAGGCGUGCCGUUUGCUUGAAGAGUACAACAUCUACACCUUCAUGGUGGAUCGGAAGGCCAACAAGCCACAGAUUCGUGCUGCCAUUGAGACGAUUUUCGGCGUCAAGGUGAUCAAAUGCAACACGUUGAUACCUUCUUCCAGAUACCAAAUUGCGUAUGGCAUGAAAAUUGGCAGAAAAUCCCUCUUCAAGAAGGCGUAUGUGCAGGUCAAGGAGGGGGACUCGAUUGACCUCUUCCCAGAUGACCCGGAAGCAGUCUAA
Symbiodinium sp. CCMP2456 is the source of this 1020-nucleotide messenger RNA. The record is from the annotation of a GenBank genome assembly. NCBI's taxonomy places the organism in Eukaryota, Dinophyceae, Suessiales, Symbiodiniaceae.